GUUUGACGGAAUCCGUCACGUAAUUUCACACCGUCAACACCAGCCAAACUGGAACGUCGUUUCCUGCUGCACAAAUCCUAAACAUGGGUUCCGACGACGACGACGACUUCCCUCUGAUCGACUCCACCUCUUCCUCCCACCCACACCACCACGCGCAUACGCGCCAAACCCCAACCGACCAAACCUCCAUCAACGGCAGCGACAUCGACCGCCACGACGGCGACUGCUACCCCCACCACCAAGCCCCCUUCGAAGUCGAAGACGAAGACGAAUCUGACCUGAAUAAAUCCGUACCAGGAGCCCAGGUCCCCGCUAAACGAACCACGCCUUACUACCACAAGAAACUCAGAUCUGAUCCCGUCGCCAGCAACAAGAACGAAUCCGAGUCCGAAAACGGAUCGUACCGGAAGGACCGGGAGGAAUGGUCGGACACAGCGAUCGCGUGUCUUCUCGACGCGUUCACAGAGAAAUACAACCAGCUGAACCGAGGGAAUCUCCGGGAGGACUGGGAGGAGGUGGCGGAGAACGUGAGCGAUCGAUGCGGUGGGGAGAGGACGAGUGGAACGUACAAGAGCGAUGAGCAGUGCAAGAACAAGAUCGACAAUCUCAAGAAGAGGUACAAGGUGGAGCAGCAGAGGAUCAGAGCUGCUGGCGGCACGGGUACGGGGACCAGCCACUGGCCCUGGUUCAAGAAGAUCGAGGCCAUCGCUGGUAACUCCUCGCUCGCAAAAUCCGGUUCCGACGAGGACCGAGCCAGUUUGCCCACGCCUCGCCCAUCUAAGAGAUAUAUGCCGAGCAAUGCUUCAUUGGUCAACAACAUCAAAUCCAAACCGAUAUCAAAUCUAAAAUGGCGUAGAAUAGUGUUUAAAAUCAGUGGUACUGCACUAGCUGGGAACUGCCAGAGCAUUGACCCCAAGGUGGCAAUGCAGGUUGCUAAGGAAAUAGCGCCAGCUUCCCAUAUUAUUUUACAGGUGGCAAUUGUAGUUGGAGGUCGUAACUUUUUUUUCAGAGAUACGUGGGUAUCUGCAACUGGUUUAGAUAGACCUACAGCUUACCAAAUUGGUAUGAUGGCAACAGUUAUGAAUUCCUUACUGCUCCAAUCAGCUCUAGAGAAGCUAGGUGUUCAGACACAUGUGCAAAGUGCAUUUGCUAUGCCGGAUGUUGCGGAACCAUAUAGCAGGCAGCGAGCCAUCCGGCAUCUUGAGAAAGGAAGAGUUGUCAUAUUUGGUGGUGUUGGUGCUGGCACUGGAAAUCCACUUUUUACCACUGAUACAGCCGCAGCUCUGAGAGCUUCUGAGAUUAAUGCAGAUGCAGUUCUUAAAGGGACCAGUGUGAAUGGUGUUUAUGACUGCCAUUCUGGUAACAACAUUACACUUGAUCACGUUUCCUACGGGUACGUUAUUUCUAGCGGCAUUACCUCUAUGGACCUGAUGGCUCUCACAUAUUGUGAGGAGAAUGGAAUUCCUGUGGUCGUCUUUAAUUUGCUGGAGCCCGGGAAUAUCUCUAGAGCAUCAUGCGGAGACCAAGUUGGCACUUUGAUUGACAAGGCAGGAAGGUUAAUUGAUAUUUUAUAAAGCCAUGUGUAAUCCGAUUAUUUUAAAUUGUAGUGUAAAUUAAUCUGUAAGUAUAUAUCUUAGUAUCAUUAGUACUAUAUAUUGUCUUCUUGGUUUUUCUCAUAAUAAAUAUUAGUUCUUUUUAAGAGAUGAAUUGGACGUUGUAGAAAACCAUAUCCUUUUGUGCUUUGCAUAGUAUUCAAGAUGCUACAUUUCUUAU
This is a messenger RNA of Juglans microcarpa x Juglans regia, 1773 nucleotides long. RefSeq names its product uridylate kinase-like. The record is from RefSeq and is a predicted model, not a curated record. Gene Ontology annotation, biological process: UDP biosynthetic process. Lineage: Eukaryota; Viridiplantae; Streptophyta; Magnoliopsida; Fagales; Juglandaceae. Gene Ontology annotation, molecular function: UMP kinase activity. Gene Ontology annotation, cellular component: cytoplasm.